AUGGAGGCGCGGGUCGGAGGGAGACUGCUGUGGCUGGCCGCGCUGUCCGGCUUCCUUUGCAUUGACACGGCGCUCGGGAAAUACGUUAAAGGCGUCGUGGACACUAAAGAGGACUGGAUUUUCCUCACUCGCUUUUGCUUCCUCACCGACUUUGGACGCCUGGACUUUCGAUUCCGUUACCCUAAGUCUCGCUGCUGUCAGAACAUAUUACUCUACUUUGACGAUGCUUCUCAGUGGCCAGCUGUGUACAAGAGGCCUGAAAAGAACUGCGACCAGAAGGAGGCGGUGCUGAGGCCUGAGAACAACCAGGUCAUCAAUCUCACCACUCGCUACACGUGGUCGGGAUGUGUGGUGGAGGGCGAGGGUGACGACGAGGUGCUGAGUUGCGUGGGCGGCCGCAGUUUCCGCUCAGUGAGGGAGAGGUGGUGGUACAUCGCUCUCAGCAAGUGCGGAGGUGAUGGCCUUCAACUGGAGUAUGAAAUGAAGCUGACCAACGGACAGUCUUUCUGGACGCAGCACUUUUCGGCUGACGAGUUUGGGAUCUUGGAGACAGACAUUACAUUUCUGGUCAUUUUCUCUAUGGUGUUCCUGCUCUCCUGCUACUUCGCCUACAAUCUGAAGGGGAGACAGCUUCUUCACACCACCUACAAAAUGUUUAUGACGGCCGCAGGUGUUGAGGUGCUCAGCUUGCUGUUCCACUGCAUCUACUGGGGCCUGUACGCUCAGGAUGGUGUUGGCAACGGCAGCUUGAAAAUACUCGGGAAAUUACUCUUCUCCAUCAGUUUUCUGGUGUUCCUGCUUAUGCUCAUAUUGCUGGGCAAAGGUUUUACCGUCACCAGGGCAAGGAUCAGCCAUAGUGGCUCGGUGAAGCUGAGUAUCUACAUGACCGUCUACACUAUCACUUAUGUCAUCCUUUUCAUCUAUGAGGCCGAGUUCUUCGAUCCCGGUGAGGUUCUGUACGCCUACGACAGCCCGGCGGGCUACGGGCUGAUGGGCCUGCAGCUACUCGCCUACGUGUGGUUCUGCUACGCCGUGCUGGUCUCGCUCAAGCACUAUCCUGAAAAGCAGCCCUUCUACGUCCCCUUCUUCACCACCUACACGCUGUGGUUUUUCGCCGUGCCCGUGAUGGCUCUCAUCGCCAACUUCGGCAUCCCCCGUUGGGCUCGCGAGAAGAUCGUCAACGGCAUUCAGCUUGGCAUCCAUCUCUACGCUCAUAUCGUUUUCCUGGUGAUCACACGGCCAUCGGCGGCCAACAAGAACUUCCCGUACCACGUGCGCACGUCUCAAAUAGGGAUCCUGCUGUCCAGCCCCAAAGGAGGUGAGGGCGGCGAGAGCUUCCCACACCACGCGUACGGGAACGGCUCCUUCCUAGGAGACUCCCAGCCCAACUUCACUGAGCUCUUUUCCAUCCAUUCGGAUCCGGUAAAGACGGUAGAGGAAACGGUACCCCGUAAAGUCCCCGACGUGCCGAGGAACAGCGAGCAGAAGAUCAUCACCACUUCCGCCGCUGUUGACGAUCUGGCGUCAGUUUUGCCUCCGCUCCCGCCCCCUAUACCGCCACGUCCGGCCUCCGCCGCGCGUUCGACACCUCUCCCCGUGCGACUCCCGUCUUUCACCGAGUACUUCAGCAUGCAGAGUGGAGGAGGAGGGGGAUUCGGAUCAAAAGCGUGA
This is a messenger RNA of Nerophis lumbriciformis (worm pipefish), 1671 nucleotides long. NCBI's taxonomy places the organism in Eukaryota, Metazoa, Chordata, Actinopteri, Syngnathiformes, Syngnathidae. The record is from RefSeq and is a predicted model, not a curated record.